AUGCUCCACCAACACCCAGCCUACACAUGUGAGUCUGUCCGCGACAGCCCGACCACAAGGACAGAGUACCUAUGCUCCACCAACACUCAGCCUACACAUGAGAGUCUGUCCACAACCAGCCCAACCACAAGGACAGAGUACAUAUGUUCCACCAACACUCAGCCUACACAUGAGAGUCUGUCCACAACCAGCCCAACCACAAGGACAGAGUACAUAUGUUCCACCAACACUCAGCCUACACAUGAGAGUCUGUCCACAACCAGCUCGACCACAAGGACAGAGUACAUAUGCUCCACCAACACUCAGCCUACACAUGAGAGUCUGUCCGCGACAGCUCGACCACAAGGACAGAGUACCUAUGCUCCACCAACACUCAGCCUACACAUGAGAGUCUGUCCGCGACAGCUCGACCACAAGGACAGACCUACACAUGAGAGUCUGUCCACAACCAGCCCGACCACAAGGACAGACUACCUAUGUUCCACCAACACUCAGCCUACACAUGAGAGUCUGUCCACGACCAGCCCGACCACAAGGACAGAGUACCUAUGCUCCACCAACACUCAGCCUACACAUGAGAGUCUGUCCACAACCAGCCCGACCACAAGGACAGAGUACCUAUGCUCCACCAACACUCAGCCUACACAUGAGAGUCUGUCCACAACCAGCCCGACCACAAGGACAGACUACAUAUGUUCCACCAACACUCAGCCUACACAUGAGAGUCUGUCCACGACAGCUCGACCACAAGGACAGAGUACCUAUGCUCCACCAACACUCAGCCUACACAUGAGAGUCUGUCCACAACCAGCCCGACCACAAGGACAGAGUACCUAUGCUCCACCAACACUCAGCCUACACAUGAGAGUCUGUCCACAACCAGCCCGACCACAAGGACAGACUACAUAUGUUCCACCAACACUCAGCCUACACAUGAGAGUCUGUCCACGACAGCUCGACCACAAGGACAGACCUACACAUGAGAGUCUGUCCACGACCAGCCCGACCACAAGGACAGACUACAUAUGUUCCACCAACACUCAGCCUACACAUGAGAGUCUGUCCACAACCAGCCCAACCACAAGGACAGAGUACCUAUGCUCCACCAACACUCAGCCUACACAUGAGAGUCUGUCCACGACCAGCCCGACCACAAGGACAGACUACAUAUGUUCCACCAACACUCAGCCUACACAUGAGAGUCUGUCCACAACCACACCGACCACAAGGACAGAGUACCUAUGCUCCACCAACACUCAGCCUACACAUGAGAGUCUGUCCGCGACAGCUCGACCACAAGGACAGAGUACCUAUGCUCCACCAACACUCAGCCUACACAUGAGAGUCUGUCCGCGACAGCUCGACCACAAGGACGAAGUACCUAUGCUCCACCAACACCCAGCCUACACAUGA
Haliotis rufescens (red abalone) is the source of this 1413-nucleotide messenger RNA. Its product is annotated as cell wall protein DAN4-like. The record is from RefSeq and is a predicted model, not a curated record. The coding region runs from base 1 to 1413 and encodes 470 amino acids. The transcript is spliced from 3 exons. NCBI's taxonomy places the organism in Eukaryota, Metazoa, Mollusca, Gastropoda, Lepetellida, Haliotidae.